CUGAUUUAUAAAAAAAUUCAAGGUAAAGUUCUACUCGAUACAUAUUAGUUUUAUGAAACCAGGGAGCAGCAAGCAAACUCUGUGCCAAUGGGACCUGCGGUGGAGCUAUGGAAGGAAAGAGAGAUGGAUAAAACGAGAAAGAAGUACGAGAGGCUAAGCGAGAAGAUUAUGUUAUGGGAAGACAAGAAGAAGAAAAAAGCAAAGAGAAAGCUUCAUAGAACAGAGAGAGGUGUUGAAAAGGCAAAGUUGAAGGCGAAGCAGAGGUUCAUAGAUGAUAAUGAACGCAUUGAGAUCAUUGUUGCAAGUGCAAGAACACAUGCAUAUGAGAGUCAAAUGAAGGAAGUGUUGAAGGUUAAGGAGAAAGCAAACCUCAUGAGAACAACAGGGAGGAGUCCAUGUGCAUGCCUUUGAAUACUGCAAACUGCAAGAAAUGCGAAGCUAAACAUUCUUUCUUAACUGCUUAUAAUUAUUGUUGAAUAUGUAAAAGGCAGACACAACUGAGGUGUCACAAUCUAUAGAGUAUUAGAGAGAUAACACAUGAUCAAUCAUCAAUUACGUCACAAAUCAGGAAACAAUAACUUAAAGUUGCACAAUAGUACUAGAACUCAAAAUCACAAAUACAAUUCCCAA
Brassica napus (rape) is the source of this 630-nucleotide messenger RNA. RefSeq lists its product as uncharacterized. NCBI's taxonomy places the organism in Eukaryota, Viridiplantae, Streptophyta, Magnoliopsida, Brassicales, Brassicaceae. The transcript has 3 exons. The record is from RefSeq and is a predicted model, not a curated record. The coding region runs from base 88 to 411 and encodes 107 amino acids.